AUGGCCGCACUCGCCAGCUCACUCAUCCGGCAACGACGGGAGGUGAAGGAUCCGCAGGCCAACCGGCAGAUCGCCAACAAGCGCAAGCCCUGCCCCAAGAGCAACAAGUCCCUCUGCCAGAAGCAGAUCCUCAUCCUCAUCUCCAAGGAACACUUUACGCCGGAGUGUAAAUUUAAGGAGUGUGUGUUCGAGAACUACUAUGUGACGUACUCGUCCAUCCUGUACCGGCAGACCCAGUCGGGGCGGGCCUGGUACAUUGGCAUAAACCGCGACGGCCAGGUCAUGAAGGGCAACCGGGUCAAGAAGACCAAGGGGGCCGCCCACUUCCUACCCAAACUCAUAGAAGUGGCCAUGUACAGAGAGCCUUCACUGCACGAGAUCGGAGAGCAGAGCCCUCCACGGAAAACGGCCAAGACAUCUGACUCGCCCGUCCACCAGAAAAGCAAAAAAGAAGCACCGACCAAGACGGCCGCCUCCUAGCGCCGGCCGAAACCGGGGCACGGACGUGAAUGUGACCAUGGGACAAGAGCACAGGGCAGGGCACACACAAACAAACAAGCAAACAAACAAAUAAACAAAAAUAACUAACAAACUAACCCAAGGAAAAAAACAAAUCAGUGCGAACUACAUGCAUCUGACCUCGGAGAACUACAUUUCCCAUGAUUCAGUUCUGGGCAUCACUGAACCCUACCUGACAGAUAUGGAACCCAUGGGAAUCUGCCCCGUCUUGCCCAGCCCACUGACAACAACCAACCAACACUCAACCCCAAAUAUACUUGCUGAUUUCAGAGCAAUAAAACUGACCACGCAGAAGAGGUGUGAGACUUGUGGCCCAUCACAGUAGUCUUCCCUCCCGCUGAGUCGAAGAGGAAUGGAAACAUUUCCUUUUGAUUGUUUUUGACAUUGCUAAAACACGCUGCUCCCAAGAAGCAAUACGCUCACACACACACACACACACAUUUUUGUUAUUUUGUCGUAUCCUUAGAUAACCUCGAUAUUCAAAAAUAGGGCCACUCCAACACAAAGACAACACACACGCACACACACACACACACAUCCGCUGAGUUAUACUAGUACAUGAUGAGGGGCCUAUAGUCCGCUCCUUCUCUCACACAGACACACAUGCACACAGACACAUAUGCACACACACACACACACACACAUACACAUAAACACACACAUCCACUGAGUUAUACUAUUACAUGCUGAGAGGCCUAUUAGUUCCCUCCUUCUCUCAUGUGCGAUCCGAGCAAUAUGGCCUUUUUCUGCCCCUCCUCUCAUAAUUCCUCCUCCAUCUCAGUUUGAUUACUUCAUCACUUUUCAACUUGUCAAUUUUUCACUUGACAGCACUUGAAAAACCCCACUCAUGUCUCCGGGGAAAGGGGGAACACGUGGAGGAAAAAAAGGGAAAAACGAGGGAAGACGAAAAAGAGGACUCUCUCACACAGCAUUCUGGGUAUUUUAAAAUCUCAGCAGAGAGAUAACGAAAGCCCAUUCCUUGUUAUACUUAUGCCCACUCACUCCAUUUUUUCUUAUAUACCUGCAUCAGCACUGCUGUGUGUGACAGGGAGCGUGUGUGUGUGUGUGUGUGUGUGUGUGUGUGUGUGUGUGUAUGCAUGCAAGUGUGAUUUUUCGAGGGGAAGUCGAAAAGAAGUUCUUUUUUUACGAGCCGGGUGACGUUUUUUUGUUCGUUUCGUCCCCCCCCCCCCCCCCCCCACGUUUUAAGAGCACACUUAAAGAAAGUUCCCUGUCCAAACAUUUUCGGGAUGAAUCACAACGAGCUCUGGCUGGCGAGCGGCCGGUCACGCAGGCGGGUGCGCUGGCACUCUGAGUGCGUGCCAAGCAGCAGUGGUGCCAGCCAAAUGAGAGGAGCUCGGUAGAGUCCUCUCAAGGUGAACAGUGUCUGCUCGUGCUUGGCACUCCCCAGAACACAGCCAGUGCCAAUCGCAGAGGGUAUGUCUUAGAAAAAGCAAAAAGAGAUGUUGGAGGGUUUUUUUUCUGAGAAGUGACACUUUUACUUCUAUUUUUAAUAUUUUAACAUUUUUUUAUUUUGAAUGUGAAUUUCUGGCAAUCUGGCAGUUGUUUAUAUAUUGGUCCUUGAUAUUUCAAAAGUUUAAAGCCGAAAUUUCAAUAAGGAUCACUACUCUGACUUUGCACUCAUACUUGUUUUGAUCUUUUGGAACACUCCCUUCUCAUGUUAGCCGAUAGACACAACAAACAAUUGCAGAAAUGGCAAACAACAUCAUUACUUGUACAUCAGACACUGAAUACCAUUACUGACCUAACUACUAUUCUACUUUGAAAAGCUAGUGCCUGAUAAACUUAUUUACAUGUGAUAUAUUUUUGUUUGUUUGUUAGCCGUUAGCAUGCCUCAUUACUGCGUGCUCAUGUAAUCACUAAAAGGCUGAUCUACUGAGCCCAAACUUUACCACAAUGCACUACACUCAAUACUAAGUAUGCAAAGGAAAACCAAGCCUUGUCUUACUUAUUCAGUAAAGACAUAUAUUUAUUUGCCUGUUGUUCUAACUGUCAUAAAAAAACAUUGCAAGAAAAUGUGACAUACUCACACACACACACACACACACACACACACACAUACAAACUGUAAACUAUAGACAGUCAAUGACUGGUAAUAAUGAUCAAGGAAAGGCAAAUGGCACAUCAUUUUAACACAUAUCUGCUCAGUGCAAUAAUACCUUAAGUCCAGGUUGGCUAGGCAAAGCCGACCCCAUUUGCUGCUUGUGAGCUGUCUGCCCUGUCUCACGCGCCUGCUUGAGAGAUAAUCUGAGCAUUUUAAGGGUGCUUCAGUGAUAUUACAAAUUUAGGAGUGGGAGUUUAUUUAUAUCUUGAGAGAGGAGAGGGUGGAUUUGAGAUUCCCUCUUGAGCCUGUGCUUCCCUUUGUGGUGAAGUUUGUUUGCCUGAAGGGGUCUGAAUAUGAAAGACAGACAUAUUGGUGUCUUUGGGGACGUGUGUGGUAAUACUUGUUUUAUAUGUCAUUGGCCUCUAGGGAUAAACAAAGCCAACAGAUUGAGACCAUCCGCAAUAAACAGACAAAUGCUUUGGAUAAGGAGCUUGGUCUGCUACUCUGGCUGAUGAUAUCCGGACCGUGCAUCAGGGCUAUUCUCAAACAAUAGGCUAGUGUGCCCAGUCCAGCUAUGAACCUGGCCCACCCUAACCCACACUAAAUCUGGGUGUGAUGUGUUGCUGGUGUUUUUACAUUGCCUCUUCAGCUUGCUCUGAAGAGCUGAAGGUUCUCAGAGGGCUUGUUUGACUGUGUCUUCUAUCCUACAAAAGCUGUGAUAUGCCCCCUAUCCCCCCAUUUACUAACAGAAAUAACCUUUGAAGAAAGUUCUUAUCCACCUGGAACUAUAAAAAGUUCCACUUCAAUCCCUUCUAGACUAAUUCAAGCUCAAUCUGACUCAUACAGUCACAAUUUAAUCUUCAAGAGUUUUUUUUUUUUCUCUCCCUUCAGUUGAUGCUUGAUUGUACAGUCCCUGCAGGAGUAAAGGCAGGAUGCUUAAAAGCAAAAAAAGAAAAGGGAAGGGUAGAAAAAGAAAGGAUAGAAAAAGUGAAUGAAAGAAAGAAAGGGAGGGAAAACGAAUGGAGGUCUCCAAGGCUACGACUGUAGAGUGAUUAACACUACCACCCUACGUCCAGACUAAUGACUUCCAUUAAACUGCUAAAUUGGUCUUUGGUUUUUUGA
Molecule: messenger RNA, 3703 nt
Organism: Alosa sapidissima (American shad)
Lineage: Eukaryota; Metazoa; Chordata; Actinopteri; Clupeiformes; Clupeidae
Gene: fgf11a
Product: fibroblast growth factor 11a
Exons: 3
Coding region: 1-480 (159 amino acids)
Biological process (GO): positive regulation of cell population proliferation; animal organ morphogenesis; positive regulation of protein phosphorylation
Cellular component (GO): cytoplasm
Molecular function (GO): fibroblast growth factor receptor binding; growth factor activity
Source: RefSeq, a predicted model, not a curated record